AUGUUGUUCUUUUCGUACUUCAAGGAUUUGGUUGGACAAGAAGUGACGGUUGAGCUGAAGAACGAUUUAGCGAUAAGAGGGACUCUUCAUUCAGUGGAUCAGUAUCUGAAUAUCAAGCUCGAGAACACUAGGGUCGUUGAUCAGGACAAGUACCCUCACAUGCUUUCGGUGAGGAACUGUUUCAUCAGAGGAUCAGUGGUGAGGUACGUGCAGCUACCUCCUGAUGGAGUCGAUGUUGAUCUACUUCACGAUGCCGCUAGAAGAGAAGCUAGAGGUGGAUGA
This is a messenger RNA of Microthlaspi erraticum, 282 nucleotides long. The record is from the annotation of a GenBank genome assembly. Lineage: Eukaryota; Viridiplantae; Streptophyta; Magnoliopsida; Brassicales; Brassicaceae.